Arachis ipaensis is the source of this 1586-nucleotide messenger RNA. NCBI's taxonomy places the organism in Eukaryota, Viridiplantae, Streptophyta, Magnoliopsida, Fabales, Fabaceae. The record is from RefSeq and is a predicted model, not a curated record.
UGUAGCUGAGAGCGUGAGCUGAGAAAACUGAAAAGUUGCAACAGUAACAUUUUUCUCCGAAUAAUGGAGGAAUAUUCAUUCAUUCCGCACCAUUCUUGGUAAUAUUCUUCACUCUUCACUUGAGUCUCCAAAGUUGUUCACCAGAAAUCAAAUCCCUAAUAUUCAUCAAUUGUAUUGUAUUAAUGCGAAUAUCAUAUUACUACCUUGCUCGCUCUCGUCUUCUUCUUCGCCACUCUUCCAUUCUCAACCAACAACCUAUAACUAUACCUCACACUGCAGUCUCUUCACAAGGGCAAAGCAAGCUAAGAAUAUUGAAAUCAACGAUCGACACAGUGUACGAGCUGUGACAACUGCACUGUGGUGUAACUUUCUUGUUUUCUCUCUCAAGUUUGGAGUGUAUUUUGCUACCUCUAGUCAUGUUAUGUUGGCAGAAGUUGUGCAUUCGGUCGCCGAUUUUGCAAACCAGGCGCUGCUUGCUUAUGGUCUAUCUAGCUCAAGGCGUGCGCCAGAUGCUAUCCAUCCUUAUGGCUAUUCCAAGGAAAGAUUUGUUUGGUCUUUGAUAUCUGCUGUUGGUAUCUUUUGUCUUGGUUCUGGUGCCACAGUUGUUCAUGGUGUUCAGAACUUGUGGACUUCACAGCCCCCUGAGAAUAUGCAAUAUGCAGUUUUGGUCAUAUGUGGUUCAUUUAUCAUUGAAGGUGCCUCACUUAUUGUUGCCAUACAAGCUGUAAAGAAAGGUGCAGCCGACGAGGGAAUGAGACUAAGAGAUUAUGUUUGGCGUGGCCAUGAUCCUACAUCUGUUGCAGUAAUGACCGAGGAUGGUGCUGCUGUGACAGGCCUUCUUAUUGCUGGGGCAUCAUUGAUUGCAGUGAAUGUCACUGGAAAUGCUAUUUAUGAUCCCAUAGGCUCAAUCGUAGUUGGCAACUUACUUGGCAUGGUAGCCAUAUUUCUUAUCCAGAGAAAUCGACAUGCUUUAAUUGGCAGAGCUAUGGAUGACCAUGAUAUGGAGAAAGUGCUUCGAUUUUUGAAAAAUGAUCCGGUUGUAGAUGCUCUCUAUGAUUGCAAAAGCGAAGUUAUUGGGCCAGGAUUCUUCAGAUUUAAGGCAGAAAUAGAUUUUAAUGGAGUUAUGGUGGUGCAAAAUUAUCUGACAAGGACAGGACGUGAAGAGUGGGCUAAACAGUUUCGCGAAGCUGCAAAAACGGCUGAUGAUGCGGCCCUAAUGAAGAUUAUGUCAAAUUAUGGUGAGGAAGUAGUUACAGCAUUAGGAAGUGAAGUGGAUAGGUUGGAGAAGGAGAUCCAAAAUCUUGUCCCGGGUAUUCGACAUGUUGAUAUUGAGGCACACAAUCCAACAGAUGCGACCUUGUAGACUAAAUAUUCUCAGUAACACAAUUUUUUGUCACCAUCCACUUCACAUUCUUUUUAUGUAAUUGAAGCCUUAUUUAUGAAUGAUUAGAUUUGUCAUUUUUCAGUAUAUGAUUCAUGAGCACUUUCAGGCAUCGUUUCCAAAUGAAAUACCAAAUAUGCCCCAAGUUGAGCUGAGUUCUCUUUGUAGAUUGAUUAAUGAAGCAACAGAUACCUAUGUUUUCGUA